GUUUUGUAGGUUGUUUGUAGACUUCAAUAUGCCUGAACCAGCGAAAUCUGCUCCCGCGCCCAAGAAGGGUUCCAAGAAAGCGGUGACCAAGACCCAGAAGAAGGGGGAUAAGAAGCGCCGCAAGACUAGGAAGGAGAGUUACUCCAUUUAUGUCUACAAGGUGCUGAAGCAGGUUCACCCUGACACCGGCAUCUCUUCCAAGGCCAUGGGCAUCAUGAACUCCUUCGUCAACGACAUCUUCGAGCGCAUCGCCGGGGAGGCGUCUCGCCUGGCGCAUUACAACAAGCGCUCCACCAUCACCUCCCGGGAGAUCCAGACCGCCGUGCGCCUGCUGCUGCCCGGGGAGCUGGCCAAACACGCCGUGUCGGAGGGUACCAAGGCCGUGACCAAGUACACCAGCUCCAAGUAAACGGGGGCUGUGCCUCU
Gopherus evgoodei (Goodes thornscrub tortoise) is the source of this 426-nucleotide messenger RNA. RefSeq names its product histone H2B 8. NCBI's taxonomy places the organism in Eukaryota, Metazoa, Chordata, Testudines, Testudinidae. The coding region runs from base 29 to 409 and encodes 126 amino acids. Gene Ontology annotation, molecular function: DNA binding; structural constituent of chromatin; protein heterodimerization activity. The transcript has a single exon. Gene Ontology annotation, cellular component: nucleosome. The record is from RefSeq and is a predicted model, not a curated record.